This is a messenger RNA of Hypoxylon trugodes, 3119 nucleotides long. Its product is annotated as acetyl-CoA synthetase-like protein. The coding region runs from base 440 to 2551 and encodes 703 amino acids. Gene Ontology annotation, biological process: long-chain fatty acid metabolic process; long-chain fatty-acyl-CoA metabolic process. Gene Ontology annotation, cellular component: lipid droplet; endoplasmic reticulum; plasma membrane. The record is from RefSeq and is a predicted model, not a curated record. The transcript has 3 exons. NCBI's taxonomy places the organism in Eukaryota, Fungi, Ascomycota, Sordariomycetes, Xylariales, Hypoxylaceae. Gene Ontology annotation, molecular function: long-chain fatty acid-CoA ligase activity.
UGGGAAGUUCCCAAAAAACCCGCUUCGAACUUACUUGAACAGUGACUGGAACCAAGACAACCUUCCAAGCCUCUUCAACAUUUUUUUUAUUUCCUCCAGAGCAACCUAUCAGAUCAUACAAGGUAGCUUUGGACGAAUCGACGAAUGAAUGACUGGAUGCUGCGUUUUCUAGCCAGCUAGCUUUUGCCUCCUUCCUUAUUAUUGUUAUUAUAACAUAUCAACACAAGCCGUCAUCUAUCUCAUCCAUCUAUCUAUCCGCCUCUACCUCCCCCACUACUAUUUCUAGUAAUCUUCAUCAUCAUCAUCAUCAUCAACCCGAGAACACCCGGUGCCACUUGAUUGCAUCCUUCCACAAGGUUAACUAAGCAAACAAGUAACAAAAAUAAACAUCACUUAAUCAUAACCAUAACCAUACACAUACACAUACACAUACACAGCCAUGACGACCGAAUGGCGAGAAUCUAAAUUAAGGGGCCUUGCCCUUCAACCCAAGGCCACCGCACGACCCCCGUACUCUAUCGAGUCGCCAGGAGCCGAAUCUGUCGAGGGCGAGACGAAACCGCGCCGACAUCCUCUAACAGCCGACGGACUCAUCACAAGACCUGCCGAUGACAUUACCACCGUAUACGAGCUCCUACGUGUAAGCGUCGCUAAGUAUGGCAACGCGAAGGCCAUGGGCUCUCGUCGCCUGGUGCGAACCCACCAGGAAACCAAGAAAGUAAAGAAGAUUGUGGAUGGCAACGAGCAACAAGUAGACAAGGCCUGGACAUUCUUCGAGCUCGGCCCCUACGAAUACCUUACAUACAAUGACUUCGAGAAGCUGGUUCUGAACAUUGGUUCUGGUCUGAGGAAGCUUGGGAUGAACAAGGGAGACAGAGUUCAUAUCUUCGCUGCCACGAGCGCCAACUGGUUAACUACAUCUCACGCCGCCUCUUCCCAAUCGAUGCCCAUCGUCACCGCUUACGACACACUCGGCGAGGAGGGAUUAAGGCAUUCGAUGGUUGCGACGGGUGCCAGAGCUAUCUUCUUAGAUCCUCAUUUAAUACCCACUCUAGGCAACGUCCUCAAGGAUGCUACCGAAGUUCGAUAUGUUGUUUGGAAUAACCAACACCAGGUUAGACAAGAACACAUCAACAACCUGAAGAGUGCCUAUCCCCACAUCACAGUUGUGAGCUUCAAGGAGUUGGAAAAGCUCGGUAGGGAGAACCCUUUUGACCCGGUUCCUCCUACUCCCGAAGAUCUCUGCUGUAUCAUGUAUACCUCGGGGUCCACGGGCACACCUAAGGGUGUCCCCCUAAAACACAAGAACCUCGUUGCUGCUGUCGCCGGUGUUAGUGUUGUCGUCCAACCAUUCAUCGGCCCUGGCGAUGGUUUAUUAACCUACUUACCCUUGGCUCAUAUCCUUGAGCUUGUCUUCGAAAACGCCUCCUUGUAUUGGGGCUGCACUAUGGGUUACGGCAACCCGAAAACUCUGUCUGAUACCUCGGUGCGCAACUGUUUCGGCGAUAUUCGCGAAUUCAAACCCUCCGUACUAGUCGGUGUUCCGGCAGUCUGGGAGUCGGUUAAGAAGGGAAUUACAUCCAAAGUACAUGCAGGCGGGCCAGUUGUCCAAAACAUGUUCUGGGGUGCGUUAGCAUUGAAGAGCAGACUAAUGGCAACCGGCCUUCCCGGAUCCAGCAUACUGGACACUGUUGUUUUCAAGAAAAUCAAGGAAGCCACUGGUGGUCGACUCAAACUCUGUCUUAACGGUGGCGGCCCUGUUUCGAAAGAUACCCAGCGAUUCAUCUCUAUGGCGAUCGCACCGAUGAUUAUUGGUUAUGGUCUUACUGAGACUAAUGCUAUGGGUUCUCUUAUGAGCCCCCUUGAAUGGUCGUCUGAGACAAUUGGUGCGAUGCCAGCGUGCAUUGAGAUCAAGCUUGUCGACUUCCCAGAUGCUGGUUACUAUGCGACCAACAAGCCGAACCCGCAGGGUGAGAUAUGGAUCCGAGGUGAAAGCGUGGCGGAAGAAUACUACCAAAACGAAAAGGAGACCCAGGAGAACAUGGCUCCUGGUGGCUGGUUUAAGACCGGCGAUAUUGGCGAAUGGGACCCCAAUGGUCAUCUGAAGAUCAUCGACCGCAAGAAGAACUUGGUCAAGACGUUAAACGGCGAAUACAUUGCGCUAGAGAAACUUGAGUCCAUUUACCGAUCAGCUCACGUAGUGGGCAACAUCUGCGUGUACGCUGAUCAAUCCAAGGCUAAACCCAUCGCAAUCAUCGUUCCGUUGGAGCCUGCCCUGAAGAAGCUAGCCGCGGAGAACGGUAUAGCAGGAGCUAGUAUCGAAGAGCUUGUCCACGACAAGAAGUUGAACGGCCUCGUGCUGAGGGAACUCCAAAAUGUCGGACGACUUGGUGGUCUUUCCGGCAUUGAAAUUAUCGAGGGAGUUGCUCUAUCCGAUGAGGAGUGGACACCGCAAAACGGUCUCGUAACCGCUGCCCAGAAGCUUAACCGCAAGGGCAUCCUCAACAAGUACCAGAAGGAGGUGCAAGCAGCCUACGGUUCUUCGAGCUAGGCGUCUCAGAACGAUGGUGACUCAUCUCGACCCUGGUGGAUUGACUCAAUCAAAACCUGGUUAGGGAUCGACAUCAUAUAAGUCGACUUACUAGUCGACUGGAAUUCGUUCGUAAGGGUUUGCGGGCGUGAAGGGGGAUAACGGCGUCGCGAGUUCGAGAUUGUAACUAGAAUUGACGAGAUGUGACGACGCCGUGUUUUCUCUAUCUUCUCUUCGGGGGCGGUUUAAUGGGGUUGCCUGAUUACUUGUUUGGCUGAGCGUGUUCUCGUGUAUACACAUUUGUAGAAAAUUAUUAGUGAAGAACGUUUGGCUUCUUGACAUCGUUUUAAGUGAUGCGUGUUGUGAAUGUAGACGUGGCCAGACGGCUUGGAUCUUGGGUACGUGUGCUGGACAAUGUACAAAUAUUUAAGUAUGGGAAAGUCGUGAUCGGCAGAGGCUGAGCUGUGGAGUCAUUGCCGAGUAAUAUUCAGCUCCGGGCGUGAUCCUCUUUAUUCGAGUAGAAUAGCGCUCCGCGCGUAGAAUACGGCGUAUCCCUACAUACCUAGGUAAUACCUAAUUCGUUUCGAGC